Messenger RNA from Rana temporaria (common frog), 7562 nucleotides. It is a transcript of the gene ABCA4, whose product is annotated as ATP binding cassette subfamily A member 4. Gene Ontology annotation, cellular component: intracellular membrane-bounded organelle; membrane. Gene Ontology annotation, biological process: lipid transport; transmembrane transport. The transcript is spliced from 51 exons. Bases 136 to 7215 code for a protein of 2359 amino acids. The record is from RefSeq and is a predicted model, not a curated record. NCBI's taxonomy places the organism in Eukaryota, Metazoa, Chordata, Amphibia, Anura, Ranidae. Gene Ontology annotation, molecular function: ATP hydrolysis activity; ATP binding; ABC-type transporter activity.
AUAUAUGAUUUAUCAUGACAGACUUGGUUAGUUAAUGUAAGUAUUUAGAGGGAAAGCGGUCAUUAUGAAUCUCCACAUUAUAUUAUAACUGCUUAUUGUCAAUUUUCAGAUUGCAGGCCAUCAAGCUGCAUAAAGAUGAGGUUCAGUGCCAAGGUGAAAUUGCUGCUAUGGAAGAACUGGACACUUAGAAAGCGACAAAAGCUUCGCUUUUUUGUGGAAAUUUUCUGGCCUUUGUCAUUGAUCCUGAUCCUGGUGUGGCUAAGAAAUGCAAAUCCACUCUAUGGCCAACAUGAAUGCCAUUUUCCAAACAAGGCGCUGCCCUCGGCAGGGAUGUUGCCAUGGUUACACGGAAUUUUCUGCAAUACCAAUAACCCUUGUUUUCGAAGCCCUACACGUGGAGAGUUGCCUGGCGUGGUUUCAAACUACAACAAUUCCAUACUUGCCAGAGCUUAUAAAGAUGCCCAAGAUGUCCUUUUAGAGAAGCCAGAUAUGCAGCACCUUGGAAGGGUGUGGAGGGAACUGUAUACUAUGUCUAAUUUCAUGGAUACCCUUCGGACCAACCCCGGAAAAGUUUCAGGGCGUGGUAUAAGAAUCAGAGACAUCUUAAAGGAUGAUGAAGCUCUGACUUUGUUUUUGCUGAAAGAUAUUGGACUAUCUGACUCUGUGGUGUACCAGCUCAUUAACUCCCAAGUUCGGAUUGAACAGUUUGCCUCUGGAAUACCUGAUCUGGCAUUGAAAGACAUAGCUUGCAGCCAGACCCUCUUAGAACGGUUUAUUAUCUUCACCAGCCGCAGAGGAAUGCACACAAUCCGCAAUGCCAUGUGUGUCUUGUCUCAGCAGAGGUUACAGAGGAUAGAAGAUGUCCUGUAUGCCAGCAUCGACUUCUUCAAACUCUUUGAGAUCCUGCCAACUGUUAUAGACAGCAGUUCUCGUGGAAUAGAUCUCAGAUUUUGGGGGAUAGUUGCUUCAAAUGUUUCAGAAUCACUGAGAGAGCUAUCACAAAAGCAAAGUAUCCAGGAUCUGCUAUGGGUUCUACAGCCUAUUAUUCAAGAGGGAGGACCAUCAACCUUUACUCAACUUAUGAGUUCUUUGUCAGACCUGUUUUGUGGUUAUCCAGAGGGGGGUGGUUCAAGAGUGUUCUCCUUCAACUGGUAUGAGGACAAUAACUACAAAGCUUUUCUUGGUGUGAAUUCAACUAAGAAGGAAACAUAUUAUUUAUAUGACAAGACAACAACUCCGUUUUGCAAUGCAAUGAUGCAGACUAUGGAGUCUAACCCUGUAACUAAAAUAGCUUGGAGUGCAGUGAAACCUUUGCUGAUGGGAAAAAUCCUUUACACCCCAGAUGCUCCGGCUAUUCGUGAAAUCCUGAAGCACGCAAACUCAACUUUUGAGCAGUUAGAGCGGCUGAGACAAAUGGGAAAAGCCUGGGAAGAAUUGGGACCCCAACUGUGGAACUUCUUUCAAAGCAGUGUCCAUAUGAAUGUCAUUCGGGAUACCAUUAAAAACCCAACAGUGAGAGAUUUCCUCAACAGACAGCUUGGGGAUGAUGGAAUAAAUGCUGAUGAUGUCAUAAAUUUUUUGUACAAUGGGAACCAUGACUCAAGACCAGAGGGACAGCCAAACUUUGACUGGAGAAAUGUUUUUAAUUUAACUGAUCAGGUUUUGCGUCUUUUUAACAAAUAUAUGGAGUGCCUAACUUUGGAUAAAUUUGAAGGUCAUGAUGAUGAAUCUCAUUUGACACACCAUGCACUUUACCUUCUGGAGGAAAAUAAAUUUUGGGCUGGUCUUGUGUUCAUGGACAUGUACCCAUGGACCAAUCAAAUUCCACCUCAUGUAAAGUACAAAAUUCGCAUGGAUAUUGAUGUUGUGGAGAAGACUAACAAAAUUAAAGAUAGAUAUUGGGAUCCAGGCCCAAGGGCUGACCCACUAGAAGACUUUCGUUAUAUCUGGGGAGGUUUUGCUUACCUUCAGGACAUGAUUGACCAUGGAAUUAUUAAGUCCCAGACAAACAACAAAUUGCCAACAGGUCUCUAUGUGCAGCAAAUGCCAUACCCUUGCUUUGUGGAUGACGUUUUUAUGAUCACGCUGAAUCGCUGUUUCCCAAUUUUUAUGGUGUUGUCUUGGAUAUACACUGUCUCCAUGUUGGUAAAGGACAUUGUUCUUGAAAAGGAACUGCGUCUGAAAGAGACCAUGAAAAAUUUGGGUGUUACUAAUGAUGUCAUUUGGUUGACAUGGUUCAUUGAUAGUUUUUGCGUCAUGACCCUUAGUACCUUACUUCUCACCAUUGUUAUUGUGGGUGGCGGAGUCCUUCACUACAGCAAUCCUUUAAUCCUGUUCCUCUUUCUGAUGGCUUUCACGCUCUCCACCAUCAUGCAGGGUUUCCUCAUGAGUGUCUUCUUCUCUAAAGCCAACCUGGCAGCAGCUUGCAGCGGGGUCAUCUAUUUCACACUCUACUUGCCACACAUCCUGUGCUUCGCUUGGCAGGACCGCAUGACUUUUAAAUUGAAAACAAUGGCAAGUUUUUUGUCCCCAGUGGCUUUUGGAUUUGGUACAGAAUAUUUAUCUAGAUAUGAAGAACAAGGCCUGGGCCUCCAAUUUGGAAACAUCCGGAAAAGCCCAGUGGAGGGUGACGAAUACAGCUUUCUGUUUUCCAUAUCCAUGAUGCUUUUUGAUGCCCUUGUGUAUUGGAUUUUAGCAUGGUACAUUGACCAUGUCUUUCCAGGGGAAUAUGGCAUCCCAAAACCGUGGUACUUUCCAUUCUUGGCAACCUAUUGGGUUACCUUUGAAAAUUAUUGGGAAGGUGAUGCCGAUUCAACAGACACAGAGUUUUCUGUUCAUGAACAUGCAGAAGAUGGUGCAGAGAAUAGAACUGAUAAACCUCAUGGAAAUCAAGACGAAAAUAAAAUGGCAGAAGAAAAAGUUGAAGAUCUGAAAAAUGCCCCUGACAAUAAACUCAUAGAUCAGGAUAACUGCAAACAUAAAGUCAAGAAAGAAAAACAAAAAGAGGAGAAGCAGGCAAAGGAUGAACAGGAGAAGGAAAGCAAGGACAAAGAUGAAACAUAUGCGAAUCCAUUUUUUGAGCCAGAACCACCGGGGAUAAUGCCAGGUGUGUGUAUUCAAGAUCUUGUCAAAGUCUAUCCAAACAACCACAAGCCUGCAGUGGACAUGGUCAAUAUCACCUUUUAUGAAGGACAGAUAACUGCUUUCCUAGGGCACAAUGGAGCUGGAAAAACAACAAUAUUGUCCAUUAUAACUGGAUUAUUCCCACCUACCUCGGGCACAGUGUGGAUUCGUGGCCGAGAUAUUCAGACACACAUGGACUCCAUUCGGCAAAGUCUUGGCAUGUGCCCUCAACAUAACAUUAUUUUUCGACAUCUAACCGUAGAAGAGCAUAUCCUGUUUUACGCCCAGCUAAAAGGCAGAUCUAGGAGACAAGCUGAGAGGGAACUGGAAAUUAUGCUGGAGGAUAUAGGCAUUCCUCAAAAAAGACACGAGGAAGCACAAAACCUAUCAGGAGGAAUGCAAAGAAAACUAUCUGUUGCAAUGGCAUUUGUUGGUGACUCUAAAGUUGUGGUAUUGGAUGAACCAACCUCAGGUGUAGAUCCAUAUUCCAGAAGAUCUAUUUGGGACCUGCUUUUGAAAUAUCGAUCAGGCAAAACCAUUAUUCUUUCUACUCAUCACAUGGAUGAGGCAGACCUCCUAGGUGAUAGAAUUGCAAUUAUAUCUCAAGGAAAGCUCUAUUGCAGUGGAUCACCGUUGUUCUUAAAGAACUGCUUUGGAACGGGCUUCUACCUCACCCUGGUCCGAAGGAUGAGAAAUGUUAAAGAAUCAGGAAAGAAAGACUCAACUUCGUGCCGCUCAGAUUGUUCGUGCACUUGUCCCAGCUGUGCACCCAAAGCCAAAGAUAAUCCACUGGAACAAGAGUUAGAUGGUGAUGUAGCUGCAUUGACUGAGCUUAUCCAGCACCAUGUUCCUGAAGCCAAACUUAUAGAAAGUAUUGGACAAGAACUGAUUUUUCUGCUCCCUAGUAAAGAUUUCAAGUACAGAGCCUAUGCCAGUCUAUUUCGAGAGCUGGAGGAGACUAUUGGGGAUUUGGGUCUUAGCAGCUUUGGCAUUUCUGACACUCCACUGGAAGAGAUCUUCUUGAAGGUUACAGCUGAUUCAGUGACAGGAACUGAAACUCCAGAGGAAUGGAUGUUACAACAGCGGAAGUCCAGAACCAGUCUAGCAGUGGAUCCAAAGUCAACAGUUGUCAAUAUUGAGAAUAAAGACCAACCAUCAAAUAUCAGAAGAGAGUGUCAGAGAGUUGGUGCAGAAAAUGUCCCAUCUGCACCUGAAGCCUGCAAUGAACAACCUGCUCAUACUGAAACAAAUGGCAAAGGAUCUCGUCAGAUCAAAGGCUCAGAUCUUAUGCACCAGCAGUUUAAAGCACUUAUAAUUAAGCGAUUCCAGCAUGCUACACGCAGUCGCAAAGAUUUCCUAGCCCAGAUUGUGCUUCCUGCCAGCUUUGUGUUGCUGGCUCUAGUGUUUACUCUGAUUGUACCUUCCUUUGGCGAAUACCCCAGCUUAACCCUUCACCCAUGGAUCUACGGACAACAGUUUAUUUUCUUCAGUAAUGAGCACCCUGGCAGUGAGCAAGUGGUACCUAUUACAGAUGCCUUCUUGAACAGUCCUGGCUUUGGAACUCGCUGCAUGAAAGACCAGCCACUGACUAACAAGUUCCCUUGUAAAAACAUCUCUAGUGAAUGGAUCAUCCCUACUGUGUCACCAAGUGUAACCAACAUUCUGCUAUCUCACGAAUGGACUCCAAAUAAUCCAUCCCCUUCCUGUACUUGUAGUACAAAGAAUAAGCUGAUAAUGCUGCCGGAAUGUCCUGAGGGUGCUGGAGGGCGCCCUCCGCCACAGAGAAUCCAGCCCAGCUCAGAGAUUCUCCAGGACCUCACAGAGCGAAAUAUUUCAGAUUUUCUCCUGAAAACAUACCCCACUUUGAUAAGAAGCAGCAUGAAGACCAAAUAUUGGGUCAAUGAACAAAGAUAUGGAGGUUUUUCGGUUGGAGCCAAGCUUCCUAUUCUUGAAAUAAAAGGAGAAAAUAUAGCAGAGUUCUUCGGCCAUUUCGGUGACAUGACCAAUGUCUCAGCAGGCCCUGUGGCGAAGUCCGUUUCCAAUGACUUGCAGGCUUUCCUUUUAAACCUGGAAACAGAGAACAAUGUCAAGGUCUGGUUUAAUAAUAAGGGCUGGCAUGCUAUGGUCAUCUUCAUCAAUGUUGCUAACAAUGCUAUUCUCAGGGCCAACCUGGGGGAAGAUAAAGACCCUGAAGAAUAUGGUAUAACUGCAGUGAACCAUCCCCUCAACCUCACCAAAGAUCAGCUGUCCGAGGUCACAGUGCUGACUACUUCAGUGGAUGUUGUGGUUGCCAUUUGUGUGAUUUUUGCGAUGUCAUUCAUCCCAGCAAGUUUUGUGUUGUAUUUGAUCCAAGAAAGGGUGUCCAAUGCCAAGCACCUUCAGUUUGUUAGCGGAGUUACUCCAGCUGUGUACUGGUUCACAAACUUUGCAUGGGACAUUGCAAACUACGCCAUAAGUGUGGCUAUGGUGGUCGUGAUAUUCAUUGCAUUUGAAAAGAAAGCAUAUACAUCAUCCACAAACCUACCAGCACUCAUAGCAUUGCUGUUUUUCUAUGGAUGGGCUGUAAUUCCUAUGAUGUAUCCAGCAUCAUAUUUCUUCAAUGUGCCAAGCACGGCCUAUGUUGCAUUAUCUUGUAUGAACCUCUUCAUUGGCAUAAACAGUAGCGCCAUUACUUUCAUCCUUGAUCUCUUUGAAAAUAACAGGUCUCUGCUAAAAUUCAAUGAGAGGCUGAAGGACUUACUUUUAGUCUUCCCACACUUCUGCCUUGGUCGAGGUCUUAUUGACUUGGCUAUGAAUCAAGCUGUGACUGACGUGUAUGCUCGAUUUGGUGAGGAGCAUAUUACAAACCCUUUCCAGUGGGAUUUUCUGGGGAAAAACAUAUUUGCAAUGGCAAUUGAAGGAAUUGUAUACUUUGCUUUAAAUCUGCUCAUUCAGAACCGCUUCUUUUUCACUGCGUGGUUUGCUGAACCUCCAAAAGAGCAAAUUGAAGGUGAAGAUGAAGAUGUUGCACAGGAGAGAAUCAGAGUCCUGAAAGGAGGAGGAAAAAAUGAUAUAUUAAAACUGAAAGAACUGACAAAAGUUUAUGUUGGUAAACACACUCCUGCUGUGGACAAGCUUUGUAUUGGUAUCCGGCCUGGAGAGUGUUUCGGGCUGCUGGGAGUAAAUGGAGCCGGAAAGACCACCACAUUUAAGAUGCUCACUGGAGAUAUUGAUGUGACAUCAGGAGAUGCAACUGUUGCUGGAUACAGCAUAUUGUCAGACAUUGCAGACGUACAUCAGAACAUGGGUUACUGCCCUCAGUUUGAUGCCAUUGAUGAUCUGUUGACUGGACGUGAACACUUAAAAUUGUAUGGUCGUCUUAGGGGAGUUCCUGAGGAAGAAGUUGACAUGGUUGCAGAUUGGGGAAUUGAAAAGUUGGGCCUUAAAAAGUAUGCAAACCAGGCAGCUGGAACCUACAGCGGUGGAAACAAACGCAAACUGUCUACUGCGAUUGCUUUGAUAGGCUGUCCUCCAGUGGUGCUGCUGGAUGAACCAACAACAGGAAUGGAUCCACAGUCUCGUCGCUUCCUAUGGAAUUCUAUUGUCGGUAUUAUCAAAGAAGGCCGUGCUGUUGUGUUAACCUCUCACAGUAUGGAAGAAUGUGAAGCUCUCUGCACCCGUCUUGCCAUAAUGGUUAAAGGCACCUUUAAAUGUCUUGGCACAAUCCAGCAUCUAAAAUACAAAUUUGGAGAUGGUUAUAUUGUAACCAUGAAAUUGAGAGCCCAGAAGCUUGGAGCAGUCCCUGAUCCAGGUCCUGUAGAGAAGUUCAUCCAGAACAACUUUCCUGGCAGCUUACAGAGGGAGAAACAUUACAAUAUGUUACAGUAUCAAAUAUCAUCCUCAUCCUUGGCCAAAAUAUUUCAGUUACUCAUCUCCAACAAAGACAGCCUCAACAUUGAAGAAUACUCUGUGUCUCAGACGACAUUAGACCAGGUAUUUGUAAAUUUUGCUAAACAGCAAACAGAAGAUGAGGAUAUCCGUUUACAUCCUCGUGUUGCAGGAGCCACACGGGACGUCAAAGUUGCACCUGCCCCUCAACCUAAAGAAAAAUAACUUUGUAAAGAACUGGCUUUGUUCAAUCUAAUUUUCAGUGUAAUUCACCAAAUGUGACAGCGGAUUCCUGAGAUGAUGAAAUGGCAUCUACAGGCACCAUAGAGGGCUGUAACUCUGCAUACAAAACUAGCACACAGCGACAGUACUUGCCAUACCUCACUACAGAACGGCUUCUUAGAGCAAAAUGAACAGAAUGCAUCUGCAAAAGUGCUGCUCUGAUGUAAACGCUGUAUUUUUGGUUCACAUUUUAGCAUGUUGGAUAAAUACAGAGAACAAUACUAUGCCAAGCCCCUUGACCCUUUAUGGGUUGUCAGUUACUAUAUAAUACAUGUCUUCUAAAAGUAAUA